AUGUUGGAUGGAAAACAUAUUUCCCUGCAAGACCAGGCAAAAGAUGUGAUGCACAAUGAGCAGGAAAUGAACAACGCUCCUGCCGACCUCGUGAAAAAAGUCAUGAGUUGUAAAACUUACAGAGAUGCUUUUAAAAAAUUCCUGAAAUACACUCCCGAAGAGCAGGAUGUAAGUAUCAGUCACAUUGUAUCAGCGAUAACCUAUUACUAUGCCGGGUUUAGUCAAUACACGGCGCCAUUCGAUGAUGCAAUGAAUAACAGGCAUACCUUGACUUCGGAAGAAAAAAAUGGAUUCAAUCUUUUUAUGAGCAAGGCACAAUGCGGUACUUGUCACUUCGUGCCGUUGUUUAAUGGCGUGAAACCUCCUUAUAUCGGUUCGGAGUUCGAAGUAAUUGGUGUACCUACUGACACGACUUUCCGACAGCUUAGCCCGGAUAAGGGCAGGUACCUGGUAAACCCGGCUCCUGAAACCAUGAAUGCGUUUCGAACCGGAACUGUCUAUGGUAUAGAUAACCUUUACGUUGAUAAUGAAAUAUACCAGACACCGUUACAUGGAGAUGGCUUUACACCGAUAGGUUCAGCCAGCAGCACACAAGGUAAAUACAAACGAUACACAUGGUCAAAUACAUUGCAGUUUGAUUACAGCUUCAACAACGUACACAAUGUUAGUAUCCUGGCAGGGCAGGAACAGGACAGAAGAACCUCAAUCGGUUUUGGUAUCAACCGCACACAGGUUUUAGAUCCGGUGUACACUGUAAUUCAGGCUGGCUGGGGAAUAAAUAACUCGAGUGGAUCUGCAUAUGGCGAGAACUACCUGACAUCAGAAUUUGGUCGUGUCAACUAUGAUUACAAGAAAAAAUACUUGUUGAGCGCUAACCUGCGCCAGGAUAAAUAUUCUGCAUUGUUAGGAAAGAGGGAAGUAUUCUGGGGUGCAUCAGUAGGUUGGGAAAUAACCAAAGAAAACUUCUGGUCAUCAGCGAACCUCGACCGCAUCUUCAGCAGCUUUAAAGUACGCGGUAGCUAUGGUAAAGUAGGUAAUACAGGGGGCAUUAAUGACUAUGCUACAUACUCAACUUAUGGAUCAGGAUUAUAUGGUGGCCAGGGUACACUGAUCUUCAACCAGGCAGGUAACCCGAAUUUGCAAUGGGAAACGAGCAAAAAACUGGACUUAGGUCUGGGAUUCGGAUUAUUUAAAGAAAGAUUGACAUUCGACUUUGCUUACUAUAAGAAUGACAUCAGUGAUUUGAUCCUGAAUGUACCGCAGUCGCCAUCAGCAGGUCUUCCCUCUACUGUUCCGCAGAACGUAGGUACGAUGUACAACAAGGGUGUUGAGCUUGCUAUCACAGGUAUUCCUAUCAGGACCAAAGAUUUUAGCUGGACUUCAACGCUCAACUUCUCUAAUAACAAAAAUGAAGUAACCUCAUUAGCUCCGGGCCUGGUCGAAGUGCUGGGAAGUACGUCUAGUCUCGAAACAGUAAGCCGCACCGCGGUAGGUUAUCCUGUUGGAUACCUCUGGGUAGUGAGGUCUGGUGGUGUUGAUCCUGCCAGUGGUCGUAGAAUUUUAUACAAUAAAGCCGGUACUCCUAUUCUUUACCAGUUUUUUGCACCUGCUGGUCAGUUCAACUAUACCAAUCCUGACGGCACACGUUAUAACAAACCUGAUGGAUCAGCCAAUACGGUUAACCAGGCUGCUGAUGGUGUAAUGUAUGCUAACCCGAUUCCUAAACAAAUCGGCGGUUGGGAUAACACCUUCCGGUGGAAAGAUUUUGAG
Ostertagia ostertagi is the source of this 1770-nucleotide messenger RNA. NCBI's taxonomy places the organism in Eukaryota, Metazoa, Nematoda, Chromadorea, Rhabditida, Trichostrongylidae. The record is from the annotation of a GenBank genome assembly.